Ipomoea triloba (trilobed morning glory) is the source of this 1912-nucleotide messenger RNA. Its product is annotated as general transcription and DNA repair factor IIH subunit TFB2. The transcript is spliced from 15 exons. NCBI's taxonomy places the organism in Eukaryota, Viridiplantae, Streptophyta, Magnoliopsida, Solanales, Convolvulaceae. Bases 344 to 1702 code for a protein of 452 amino acids. Gene Ontology annotation, cellular component: transcription factor TFIIH core complex; transcription factor TFIIH holo complex. Gene Ontology annotation, molecular function: double-stranded DNA binding; ATPase activator activity. The record is from RefSeq and is a predicted model, not a curated record. Gene Ontology annotation, biological process: nucleotide-excision repair.
CGGAGUAACAACCUGAGAAGACUCUUCUUGUCUUCCAGCUAUCUCAGUCUUGAGCUGGAAAAGCCCUAGAAUUAUAGAGCCCAAAACCACGUUGGGUUUUUCAUAGUUUCAUUAUGUUUUUCCGUAGAUUGAUGAUUGAUUUUCAUAAAUAUAUAAGUUCAGCAAUUUAAAUUUGUUUUUUCUCUGCGAACAAAUGAUCAAACUAUAGAUAUUCUAACGAAAUCUCUCAAUAAGAGAGCUCGGGUUCAUUUUACACACAGAGUUCUGUACUGAUUGUCUGAAGAAUUUUAUUUUUUUGGGAACCCUAAAUUGGUGGGAGUUUAGAGACUAACAAUUGGGAACAAUGCCGCAAGUGAGGAUCGUCGCGAAGAAUUUCAUGGACAUGGUGGCUUCAUUGCCCGCCAUGAAGCUCGACAGUCUCUAUGAUAACCCCUUCAUCUGUGAAGCUAUUCUCAGAUCACUGCCUCCAUUGGCAAAGAAGUACGUACUGCAACUGCUAUACAUAGAUUCGCCAAUCGCUGCCAAGUCUAUUGAGGAAUGGGUACUUGCAGAUGGAUCCACUAAGCACAAAGUAGCCAUUGAUAGACUAAUACAGUUGAGACUAUUGAGUGAAACUUUUGACAGGAAAAAGGAUAGUUCUUAUCAAUUAAAUCCAAAGUUCCAAUACAAUCUUCGAAAGCACAUAGUCCAUGGUGGAAUUUUACCAAGAGAACCAAUGCCUUCAAAUAUCACCGUGAGGCUUCCUAAGUUGGAGGAGUUAGAUGCCUAUGCCUCAGAACAGUGGGAGUGCUUCCUGCUGCACCUUAUAAGCUCCAGUGAAGCUGGCAAGACAAUAAACAUAAGGCCUUCUAUGAUGAAAGUUUUCCAGCGUGGUCUUAUGAGUCAAAGAGAUGACAAAGAGCCACCAAAGUUGACUGAAAGUGGAUUUCAGUUUUUGCUGAUGGAUACUAAUGCACAGCUUUGGUAUAUCAUCAGGGAGUACAUAACCAAUGCAGAGGAGAGUGGCGUGGAUUCUGCAGAUCUUAUUGCAUUUCUUUUGGAGCUCAGCUUCCAUGUUGCAGGGGAGGCAUACAACACAAACACAUUAACUGAGGUCCAGCGAAGUAUAAUUAGGGACCUUGGAGAUCUGGGGCUGGUCAAGCUACAGCAGGGACGGAAAGAGAGUUGGUUUAUACCUACCAAAUUAGCUACCAACCUCUCAAUUAGCUUGGCAGAUACAUCAUCAAGGAAACAGGGAUUUGUUGUUGUGGAAACAAACUUCAGGAUGUAUGCGUAUUCCUCAUCAAAAUUACAUUGUGAGAUCCUGCGCCUUUUUGCUAGAGUGGAGUACCAGCUUCCAAAUCUCAUUGUUGGUGCUAUUUCAAAAGAAAGCUUGUACAAAGCUUUUCAAAACGGCAUAAGUUCUGAGCAGAUAGUUUCUUUCCUUCAGCAGAACGCACAUCCAAGGGUUGCUGAGAGAAUACCAGCCGUUCCAGAAAACGUCACUGACCAGAUUAGGUUGUGGGAAUCCGACCUGAACAGGGUUGAAAUGAUGCCAGCCCAUCUUUACGAGGAAUUCCCCUCCAGAGACGCCUUCGAGGCUGCUUGCGAUUUUGCACGAGAAUAUGGAGGAUUACUGUGGGAGGACUCUAAGCGAAUGCGAAUCGUGGUGAAGGCAGAAAUUCUUGCUAACAUGAAAGAGUUCCUUCGUCGAAAGCAAUAAUCAGUUGUGUCUUCCCUCAAUAUUUAUGAGAGUUUAAGGUUAGAUUGUUUCUUUGUGCAAUGUUUUGUUCUAGUUGAAGUAUGUGAGAAUUUUGACAGUCUACAUACGACAUAACAUAAUAUAUAUAUACAUAUAUGUCAUAACCAUGUAUACAUAUCAUUUGAUAGUGAAAAAUUAGUUACAUAGCAAACACAACUAAGUUAUGAACUA